Messenger RNA from Oncorhynchus keta (chum salmon), 1495 nucleotides. Its product is annotated as CREB-binding protein-like. The coding region runs from base 239 to 898 and encodes 219 amino acids. NCBI's taxonomy places the organism in Eukaryota, Metazoa, Chordata, Actinopteri, Salmoniformes, Salmonidae. The record is from RefSeq and is a predicted model, not a curated record. The transcript is spliced from 3 exons.
GCUCUCUGUACCAGGCUGGAGAGAGUGAUCUGAUUCUUCUGAAGCGCAUGUCAGAGAGGAGGAGGGAGGGAAUGAACCAGGAAGAGAGAAAGAGAGAGAGAGAGAAGGCAGCCUCCGGUUGACAGUACAUGGAGGUCUGCAGGAUCUCCAGGACCAGGAACCAUCCCUGGCUGCUGCGCCUGGUGUGUGUUCUGCCUGCUGCUAUCACAAGGGGCUGCAGGGCUUUCAUCACCACUGAAUGGUAUGCUGUCCUGACGUCUCUCUCAAAGCCAGGAGGACUGACGUGGCGUCAGAGAUUCCCCCUGGAUCAGCCCCUGAGAGCUGUAGGAUCCCACCCAGGAGGAUGCAGGGCCUCAGGAGGGCCUCAGGAGGAACAGCUCUAGCCAGCUCUGACUUCUGGUGGGGCGGGACAGCUGGUGUUGUGAAUCAGGCCGCUAUAGUGCCAGACACGGCUUCUUCCCAACACCAGGGUCACACCCCACUGUCCGCAGCACCGAAGCCCCGGAGCCCAGCCCUCUCCAUCACCGGCAGAAAGGCACAGCAGCAGCAUUGUCCGCAGCACCGGAAGCCCCGGAGCCCAGCCCUCUCCAUCACCGGCAGCAAGGCACAGGAACAGCACUGUCCGCAGAACCGAAGCCCCGGAGCCCAGCCCUCUCCCUCACCGGCAGCAAGGCACAGCAACAGCACUGUCCGCAGCACCGAAGCCCCGGAGCCCAGCCCUCUCCCUCACCGGCAGCAAGGCACAGCAACAGCACUGUCCGCAGCACCGAAGCCCCGGAGCCCAGCCCUCUCCCUCACCGGCAGCAAGGCACAGCAACAGCACUGUCCGCAGCACCGAAGCCGAAAAUGCAUGCCGAGACUAGUGGAGGAUGUGUCUUUCAAAAACAGACUAGUCUAAGUUAAUUAAAAAUAAACUAAAUAUUCCACUGUAUGUCUGAGGCAUAAGAGGAGCAUGGGCCCGAAGCAAAACCACCAUUGUUUAAUUCUCAAUUGUGAUUAAAGUAGAGUUGCAUUGUAUUGACUUGCCUUAUGACAGCUUCUGUGUGUCUGCACACUAGGACUAGGAUUCAACAUCAGUGAACUAUCAGAGCAUAAGACAGUACAACGAGAGAGAGGACCGUGCUGAUGGGAAUAGCAUGAAAUGAAUAAUCAAUCCAAAUGAAAUGUGUUCCGGUUUAUGUAAAAGCAAGACAAAUGAAAGGCUGGGUGUAUUCCUUUGUCUGGGAUUAAAUAGAAAAUGGAUUUUGAUGUUAGUCUCAGUCUUAGUAUCAGUACACUUUGUUGGCAUCCCUCUGUGCUGCUUUUAUUUCACUUUAUAUUAUAUAAUUUUAUUAAAACUCAUCAAAUGACUCUUUAUUUGUUAUUCAUUACUUAACGAAUUGUAUGUUUUCAUUGUGUGGUGGUAGUUUGUGAGUGAAAGUGUUUAGGUACAAUUGUGAAUUCGUUUUUGCAUCAUUAUUCCAAUAAUAAAGUAGGAUACAUGUGAACAACUACA